Messenger RNA from Morchella sextelata, 714 nucleotides. RefSeq lists its product as uncharacterized. The record is from RefSeq and is a predicted model, not a curated record. The transcript has a single exon. The coding region runs from base 1 to 714 and encodes 237 amino acids. Lineage: Eukaryota; Fungi; Ascomycota; Pezizomycetes; Pezizales; Morchellaceae.
AUGACCGGACCACCUCCCGGAACAAGCCUUGAUGCCGACGACUACAGCUUCGGGGAAACCUCAUCAACUCUUAUGAAUGCAAAGUUAUCCUUGCACACCUUAAUCGCUUCAGACUUCACCGGGGUUGAUCCCUACAGCUUUCAGGAAAAUCACCUCCAGACUAUGAGAGUGCUGUGGGAAGAAACGCCGCCUAGUUCCAGAUACCAUUACCGCGUUAGGAGGCGUGUGGAGCAAUGGUUCAUUACCAUUGGCCAAGUCAGAGACUUCGCUGUCAAUCAUAACAUCAGAUGUUCACGCUUGGAAGAGGCACAAUACCGGGAGAUAGUGAGGCUAAGAAUUGCGGUGCAUUCCGACCAGGACAAGGGUCAAGUAAUAAAGGACCGAAUGAUUAUCCUGGGAUACGGAGGGAUGGAUAUUUUGGUUCCCGUUACCGGGGUUGAGGGGGACCCUCCCAUCGAGUCAAUCGACUUCAUGAGCAUCAGGGCCGCGCACCUACUCCUGGUAGCGGCAUGGAACAACUUGGGGAGGGAGCUUCAAGUGGUUCGCCGUGUUGAAGGACUCGAGCGCAUUUUUGGUUCCAAUUCACUUACUGAGGAGGAGACGCAUCUUUCCGUUGCAAUCUUGGCAUAUUGGCUUGCCGAAGUAGACCUGGCAUACGGGGAACUAUAUCCCGACCGACCCUACAAUUACGCUGAACUAGUGGAGGGCUGUUGA